Messenger RNA from Centrocercus urophasianus (Greater sage-grouse), 1634 nucleotides. It is a transcript of the gene PLA2G3, whose product is annotated as phospholipase A2 group III. The transcript has 7 exons. Gene Ontology annotation, molecular function: A2-type glycerophospholipase activity. The coding region runs from base 1 to 1215 and encodes 404 amino acids. The record is from RefSeq and is a predicted model, not a curated record. Lineage: Eukaryota; Metazoa; Chordata; Aves; Galliformes; Phasianidae. Gene Ontology annotation, biological process: phospholipid metabolic process; arachidonate secretion.
AUGCAGCGCUACGCGGCCUUCCUGAGCGCGGGGCCGGGGCCGCCCGCGUUGGUGGAGGGCGCGUGGGGCGGGCGCGGAAAGCUGCGGGGCUGCUGGGCGCGGCGGGACCCCCGCGAGAUCCGCGCUUUCCUCGCCGCCUGCGCCCGCCGCCCGUCCGCCGCUCCCGCGCCCGCGCUGCGCCGGGACGUGGCCGCGCUGUGGAGGCGGCGGGCGGCGUGCGCCGAGCCAUCGCCGCACCGCGGGAACCGCAGGCGGAGGAGGGGUUGGACUGUGCCGGGGACGCUGUGGUGCGGGGCCGGGGAUUCGGCCGGGAACUCCUCCGAGCUGGGUCUGUUCCGCGGCCCCGACCGCUGCUGCCGGGAGCACGAUCGGUGCGGGACGCAGAUCGAGGCGCUGCAGUUCGGCUUCGGCAUCCGCAACUACCGCCCGCACACCGUCAGCCACUGCGACUGCGACGCCGCGUUCCGCCGCUGCCUGCGGGCCCUCAACGACACCGUCUCCGACCUCAUCGGAGUCACCUUCUUCGACCUCCUGGAGGUGCCGUGCUUCGUGCUGCGGCGCGCCGAGCAGUGCGUGCGCUGGCACUGGUGGGGCGGCUGCGAGCGGUACGCGGUGGUGCCGGUGGCCACGAUGGUGCGGCAGAGCCCCUACGGCACCGCGGCCGCUGCGGCCGUCGGGAACUCCGCGUGCGAAGAGCAGCCCGGCGCCGUCGGAGAGGCGGAGCGGUGUGAGACCGGCCCGGGGAGCGCCGCGGGAAGACGGAGGGGGCUGGGGAGGCUGUGCAGAGCCUAUCGGCACCUGGAUCGCUGCGAGCACCGCAUCGCGCCCCGCGAGACGAAGUACGGGCUGCGGAACGGCGGUGCGCGGACGCUCUUCCACUGCAACUGCACCCGCAGAAUGGUGAGGUCCCUGAGCAGGGCGAGGGGCCCCGGGGGCGCGGAGCCGCCGCUCCUGGCGGAGCGCAUCGCCGCGCGCUGCUUCGUGUUGGAACCGCAGGCCGAGUGCGGAGCGGAGCGCCGGAGCGGCAGCUGUGACGCCGCGGUCCGGGCCGUGCUGGUACCCGCACGGCAUCUGAGGACCACGCUGCGGCGCCGCGGUGCUGAACGUCGGGAGUGGAACGAGCAGGAGAGCGGCGGUGAUGCUCUGUACGAACGGUGCCGGCGGGUGGCCCUGGAGCAGGGGAUGGGAGCCCCGCAGCACCCCGCGCCCCGCUGAGCCCCAGCGGCUGGGCUGUACCGUGCGUGGGGAGGAGCUGCGCUGCGGGGCGGAGCUGCUCAAUGUCGGGUCCUUGAGAGAAAGGAUGGCACCGAGAGUGGCUGCUGGCGUGACUGCGUGGGGCAGGAAAGGGGUGGAGGAGGCUGAGCUGCCAUCCCUAGGAGCUGCGGCUGCCACCACAGCAAAGGGAAAGGAGAGGGGGCAGGAAAAAGCGACCGCCCCUGAAGGAUGCUGCGGGCGUAGGAGCCCCGGGCAGGACGGUGCCAGGACCCCCAGCCCCGGUUUUGCCCCUGGAGCAGGGGGGUUGGGGCGAGUCAGGUUCCACCCCGAGCUCUAGAGGUGGGAGCACAGUGCCGUGCCUGGGGAAGGUCAGUGCCUGCGUGUGGCACAAGGCAAAUAAAGGGCAGAGUGACACGGUG